Effrenium voratum is the source of this 1569-nucleotide messenger RNA. NCBI's taxonomy places the organism in Eukaryota, Dinophyceae, Suessiales, Symbiodiniaceae. The record is from the annotation of a GenBank genome assembly.
CUGAACGACUUGCCCGAAGUGCCCCGUUUCAUGGCGACAGUACGCCGCACCUCGGGACCAGGUGUCCACGGUGCCAGGUAUGGGGACUGCGGCAUGCAGCCAGACGCUCAAGGCAGUGGGCUGCUCGCAGCUGGCCAUCGUGCUCCGAGGGAUGAACCGGGAAGAGCGGCAGGCCAUGGACGAGGAGUCGGACCACAGUGUGGACACCUUCCGGGAGCAUAUGCGUCGGCAAGCCGGCUUGCCGGACCUAGACGAUCUGCGUGCAGAGGAGGCAGAAGAGAAGCGCCGGGUGGUGCUAGAGCGCAGCCGGCCCUCCAAGCAGCAGCGGCCCAAAGGCGAUCCACUGCAGCUGGCACGGCCAGGCUCCACGCUGGCGAGCCGAGUGGCCGCCGCAGUGUCCACCGGCCUGGAGCGCCAGGACGCCGACUUCGCGGUGAAGACCUGCCACGUCGCAGGAACGCCAAGUUUGGAGACGUUGGCAGAUGACUUUGGGGCAUCCAUCCGCAGUGAGCGGGGUAGGCUGCCUGAAUGGCAGCGUCCCAACCAGGACGAGGCGCUUUUCGUGCUGCUGCGGGAUGGGUACCGAAUAGGUGUAGUCGUCGAUGGUCAUGGCCCAGAUGGACACAGCGUGGCGCAUGUGGUCAGGGACUUCCUGUUCCGGCGCUUGGCGUCAUCCUUGCCCUCCAAGCGCUCCGACAGCCUGGAUGACUACAGGAUUGGCAUGUACCAGUUGCUGGCCGAGACUCUGCAGGACGCUGACCAACUACUCUUCUCUGGGCAGGAGGCCGCAGACGCGCGGGCAAGUGGAGCGACUACUUGCGUCACUAUCCACGACCAGAAGAAGAGGUGGAUCUUCAGUGCUUGGGUCGGAAACUGCCGAUGCGUCCUUGGUGAGUUUGUGGAGGAGGGUGCAGCAUUGGAGGUUCAGGGCCGUCGCCGCAACUCCAUGGUCUCGGAAGGUACUUCCUCUUCAGGCACCAAAGGCCGUCGUAGGAAGAAUCCCAUCACCUUCUCCAGCAGCAGGUUGACAGAAGAUCAUUUGCUAUCCUCGGCAGAUGAGCGUGUGCGAAUCGCGUCUACCGGUGCUGUGAUUGCCACGGGCCCCUUGGGGCUGGACGAGGUGUCGAUCAUUGGAAGGCCCAAGUUUCCAGGAAUACACUUCAGUCGGUGCCUGGGCGACCUGGUGGCCAGGCAGCUGGGGGUGUCUGCGGAGCCCGAGGUCAAUGAUCGUCCUGCGGAGCAGGUGGUGGGAGACAACCACGUGAAGAUCCGAUAUGUCAUCAUGGGCACUGACGGCUUGUGGCAGUUCAUGAAGGAGCAGGCGGCUGCCGAAGCGGUGACCACCGCAGCCAGAGCGAAUGUUCAGUACGCCGCUGGCAGCCUUGUACAGCGAGCCCGUGAGUCUUGGGAUGCGCAGCAGGAGCGCCUUUGUGACUUCAUUGACGACAUUACGUGUCUCACAUUUUGGCUGUGAGCCCACGCUUACGGCCAAAAAAUUGGGCGGGCCAAAGGCCAGUGCACUGAGCCACUGAAAAGACAGAUUCAAGUAGAUACAAGAUUGGGGGAGAU